AUGACGGGCACACAAAGGAGUGAGAGCGCAAAUCACAUGCUUAAGAAUUAUGUUCCUCCAGCAUGCCCAAUGAAUCUUUUUGUGAAGCAUUAUGCAAAAGUACUAUUUGAUAGAGAGCAAGAAGAAGGUUUCCAAGAAAAGAGCACCAAAUUGGCAGGAGUAGUUCUAAAAGUUAACAUACCAAUUGAAUGCCAUGCAAGCACGGUGUAUACUCGGGCCAUGUUCGAGCUGUUUGGAAAAAGUCUUUACUACUCAGGUUCUUAUUACAUCAAAGAAUUAGUUCCAAGGACUGAGUACCUGGCAACACACGUGAAGGCGGAAUCGAGGGAGAAAUGGUACAAGAGCAGAUACAAGGUGGUUGUUUCAGAAUUCAGAGAUUUUUUCAGUUGUGAGUGUGGACUCUUUGAGCAUAUGGGGAUGAUUUGUUGCCAUGCACUAAAUGUGAUGAUAGUGUUGGGAUUGAAUGAGAUACCAAGGAAGCACAUACUGAAAAGAUGGACAGUAGAUGCGCGUGAUAGCCUUCCUGAACAUCUGAAGCAUUAUCAAAAAGAUGUAGGCCUACCUGAUUGCACCACUUUCAGGCACAAUGCUAUGUACAUCUCGGCCCUGGAAUUGGUUAUGAUGGGUGAUAGCAAUCCAGAGGCUUUUGAUUAUGUCAUGAGCGGCCUGGCAGAACUGAAGAAGGGAGCUUUGCCACUAAGUAAUCUAAAAGAUGGAAUGAGUCUAAUUGAAAAAAGGAAGGCAUGCAACUCUUCUUCUGUUGGUAAAUCUGUUCCUUCAAAGUGUAGUCAGAAGCAAAAUAUUGAUGAUGGAGCUGCGUCAAGUGCUGGGAAAAUUGAAUGGAGAAAUGCAAAAGCAAGAACGGUAGGAGGGGAUGGGAAAUCUUCAGUCAAUGGUAAUGGGAACAUUGAAGCUAAUUCGGCCUCGUCUACUGUACAGGGGGACGACCUGAGCACGGUUGAUUCAAAUAUUGCAUUAACUUCUAGAACCAUGGAUACAGAAAGCAACAUGUCCCUGUUACCCCCUAAGAAGAAGCCUAGGAUGAGAGGUCAUCCGACAACGGCAAGAGACAAGUCGAAUUAUGAAAUAAAUGACAAGCGAUCGAGGUUUUGCACCAUUUGCCGUGGGAAGGGGCACAAGAGAACUACAUGCCCUCAAAGGGGCAACGAACCGCAGAAGCCGAGGAAGAUUCCGACAUGUACAAAUUGUGGCAUAGCCGGUCAUCGUAGGAAUACUUGUUCAAAAGUUUUGUACUCUACAUUGGAUGGGGUCCCCUCUGUAGGAUGUAUCUGA
This is a messenger RNA of Triticum turgidum subsp. durum (durum wheat), 1293 nucleotides long. The record is from the annotation of a GenBank genome assembly. NCBI's taxonomy places the organism in Eukaryota, Viridiplantae, Streptophyta, Magnoliopsida, Poales, Poaceae.